Anisakis simplex (herring worm) is the source of this 522-nucleotide messenger RNA. The record is from the annotation of a GenBank genome assembly. NCBI's taxonomy places the organism in Eukaryota, Metazoa, Nematoda, Chromadorea, Rhabditida, Anisakidae.
AUGAAGCUGCAGCAGCAGGGCAGCGCUAUAAAGCUGCUUUGUGAGGAUGUACUGGAUCGUGAACGUGUACCAGCAUAUAAAUUGCUGUUGGAAGCCGAGGACUGUGGGCGUCCUGCACGGAAAUCUCUCAAAAUGAUAUCCAUAAUCGUCGAUGACGAGAACGACAACGCACCGCUGUGUGCAGGUGCCGAUCAUAUCCUACUCGAGCCACCACAACCCAAUGGGCCGCAGAAGCCUUUCCAAGUGAAAUUGCAAUGUUUUGAUCUGGAUCAAGAUGAAGAUCAAUCGUCUUUAAAUGGAUUACUCGGAUAUGAGCUAUUGAUCUCGGAUGGUGCUACUGAUUGGACUGAUAAGGUGGCCAGUGAUAACGUUGAUAAGAGUGAUAACGGUAGAACUGAUGAUAAGGUUCGCCUCCACGGUGAUAUGCUGACAAUUGAUAUGAGGCUGCAUCAGACGACGGCACCGUUUAGUUUUGCGGUUCGGGUGUUCGAUCGAUUCAAUGCAAGGUCGGUUAUUCUCUAG